Molecule: messenger RNA, 445 nt
Organism: Rhinopithecus roxellana (golden snub-nosed monkey)
Lineage: Eukaryota; Metazoa; Chordata; Mammalia; Primates; Cercopithecidae
Product: phosphatidylinositol N-acetylglucosaminyltransferase subunit Y-like
Exons: 1
Source: RefSeq, a predicted model, not a curated record
AGUGGAAGAGAAGAAUGUUUGUCUCUUCCUACUUUGACUGUUCUUAUUCCACUGGUUUCUUUAACAGGACUGUUCUACUCAGCCUCUGUGGAAGAAAACUUCCCACAGGGCUGCACUAGCACAGCCAGCCUUUGCUUUUACAGCCUGCUCUUGCCUAUUACCAUACCAGUGUAUGUAUUCUUCCACCUUUGGACCUGGAUGGGUAUUAAACUCUUCAGGCAUAAUUGAUGCAACUAGAGUCAAUAUGCUGUAUGUAUUAACGGUGGUUCUUGAGCAUCUAUCUCUGAAAGCUCAAAUGGAUGGAAUUGAGUUUGUGGGAAAGAGGCUUUGCUUUGCGCAUAUCAGGCUUAGGACUGUGGGAGGCUUAAGUUGCAGAUGCUUCUUUUAUUGUGCUCUUGUUCUGCCCUUGUUUUUUGAAGGCUCUGACUUAUAACUGCUGUAUCAG